AUGUUGGGAAAUACUUAGUAUUUCAAAAAAAUUCAUGAUGCAGUAUUUAAAUUACUCUAUGGAUAACCUAAAAAAUUAAUUCCAAGGACUUUAGAAGGCCCAAUCGUAUGGCCAUUUUUUUAGAGGUCUCUGGAAAUUGAGAAAUUGAAACAUUUUAUAUCUUACGAAGAGAAUAUAUUCAAAUAAUAGGUGAACUCAAAGAAUACUGUGUUUGUUGUUGGAGCUAAGGGAAUCGGUAAAAGUUGGUUUUUAAGGAAUACAUGCAAAAAUUCAAUAGUAAUAGAUAAUUCGCAUAUAAAUUUUCAAUCAUUUUUUGAUCAGAUGAGGAUGGAGAUAAUAAAAUAUGUUUCUGAGCAAAAAUUGGUCUCAAAUUAAGAAAUACUUUAAAUUGCAUUGAGAAAAUAUUUGCCUUAAUACUUGGACAUUUAUUUUAAUUAAUAUAUUAGAGAUUAAUUAACUGAGAAUGUUAAAUAGGAAUUAAAAGUAAAUGUAAGCUAAGGAAACUAAUUAAACAAAUUGGAUUGGGAUACAGGAGAGCUGGAGUUUUGGGAAGAGGAUGCAAAAUAAAUAUAAAUGAAUUCCUAUAAUUCAUUAAAUGUUGAGAAUAGUUUUUUUUAAUUAGCAAAGUUAAUUUACAAGGAUGAUGAGUGUUUUGGAUGUUUAAAUUUAAUGAUGGAUCUAAUCCAAUAGAUAGAAAUUGAUAAAAUUGAUAACCCUAUUAAAAUUAAUGCCACAAUUGCAGCUCAACAGUAAACGGACUUUCUCUUUGACAUCCUUAAUUAUGCUUCUGGAUUUGAUAAGAGCAGCAAUAAGAAGAAGGAGGUUUCUCUAGUUUUAUUGAACAUAGACAAAUUGUUGGAAUAUUAUAAAUACGACGCUGAAACUAUAGACUUCUUUGAUCACUUAAUUUUAAGAACAUAUAACCCGUAUGGCAUUCGAAAUCACUUUCCUUUGGUAAUAGAAUCUAGCAAUAGCAAAUUCUUUAACAGGGAUAUGAUGGAGAUGAUGAAUAUUGAAUUAAGUACAGUAUUGCACAUUGACAUAUCUGAUAUUAAUAAAGAAUAGAUUAAAAUAAAGCUUAGAAACUAAUUUAGAGAGGAGAUUGAUUAAAUUUAUGAACGCCUUGGAGGCUCAUUAUAAGCGUGGCAUUAAUUGACUAAGUAAGCUGUAACAAAUGAUGAAUUCGAAUUGGAGAGGUGGUUCGAAUCCUUCAGUAAAUUAGAAUACAACAAGUUCAAUUAUUUGAUGAAUAUGACUACAAUAAACAAUGAGAUAAGCAAUUAGCUUGAUAAUAAUCAUGUGGAUGCGAAUAUUUAUCGAAUGAUGAAGGCCUUACAUUAUUUUAAAGGUAAUAUGUUUACGGGAACGUACUAUGCAGACAUGAUAUUGAUGGAAAAUCCAAUAAUCCAUGCUUUGCAACAGGAGAACGUUCUGUAUCACCCUAAAUAUGUUUCUCAUUUACACUUUACUUAAAAAUAUUACAACCAGUUCUGCAGGGAGUAUUUACAAAGGAGGAAAAAAUAAAUCAAAUAUUGGCCUGAAGAGGAGAAGGAUGCAGAUUUGUUUGUUUCAGCCUUUAAGUCGGAGAGGAAGAAAAGAGGAGAGUAUUUAGUAUAGGUUACUGAUGAACCCAGAAGACACAUAUAUGAUGACAUAAGAAAGGAGGAUAGACCAUAUCAUGAGUAUUACUUGUGA
This is a messenger RNA of Paramecium tetraurelia, 1695 nucleotides long. RefSeq lists its product as uncharacterized. The record is from RefSeq and is a predicted model, not a curated record. NCBI's taxonomy places the organism in Eukaryota, Ciliophora, Oligohymenophorea, Peniculida, Parameciidae. The transcript has 4 exons.